Messenger RNA from Pezoporus flaviventris, 1272 nucleotides. It is a transcript of the gene POGLUT1, whose product is annotated as protein O-glucosyltransferase 1. Gene Ontology annotation, biological process: protein O-linked glycosylation; positive regulation of Notch signaling pathway. The record is from RefSeq and is a predicted model, not a curated record. Lineage: Eukaryota; Metazoa; Chordata; Aves; Psittaciformes; Psittacidae. Gene Ontology annotation, molecular function: UDP-xylosyltransferase activity; UDP-glucosyltransferase activity. The transcript has 11 exons. Gene Ontology annotation, cellular component: endomembrane system. Bases 14 to 1180 code for a protein of 388 amino acids.
CGGCGACGGCGACAUGCGGCGGCAGGCGUUGGCGUUAUGGGUGCUGCUGUGGUGGCUGGAUCCCGCCAUGGCGGGCGGUCCCGCAGAUGCCAAAUGGAAAAAAAUAACGGACCAAAUUAAGAAAGCUGUGGAAGUCUAUAAGCCAUGUGUAAAGGAGAAUUGCAGCUGCCACCAAAGUGUCUGGAAGCAGGACCUGGCUCCUUUUCAAGGUGGCAUUUCCAAGGAAAUAAUGUCAGAUGUGGUGAGCCGGAAGCUUGGGACACACUACCAGAUCAUUAAGAACAAACUGUACCGUGAGCAGGACUGCUUGUUCCCUGCAAGAUGCAGUGGAGUUGAGCACUUCCUUCUGGAGAUCAUCAACCGCCUCCCUGACAUGGAAAUGGUGAUCAAUGUGCGAGACUACCCCCAGGUCCCCACAUGGAUGAAACCCAUUAUCCCAGUCUUCUCCUUCAGUAAGACACCUGAUUACAAUGAUAUAAUGUAUCCUGCCUGGACAUUUUGGGAAGGAGGACCAGCUGUUUGGCCAAUUUACCCGACAGGUUUAGGGCGCUGGGACCUCAUGAGAGAGGACCUCAGAAGAUCUGCAGAAAAAUGGCCAUGGAUGAAAAAAAUCUCUAAAGGAUAUUUCCGAGGAUCCAGAACGAGCCCUGAGAGAGAUCCGCUCAUUUUGCUGUCCCGAGAAAACCCAGAACUCGUUGAUGCUGAGUACACCAAAAACCAGGCUUGGAAAUCUGAAAAGGAUACAUUAGGAAAGCCUGCUGCAAAGGAAAUUCCCCUGGUUGAUCACUGCAAAUACAAGUAUCUGUUCAAUUUCCGGGGAGUGGCUGCCAGUUUCCGGUUGAAACACCUUUUCUUAUGUGGUUCACUUGUCUUUCACGUUGGAGAAGAGUGGUUGGAAUUCUUUUAUCCGCAGCUGAAGCCUUGGGUCCACUACAUCCCAGUCAGAUCGGACCUAUCUGAUGUCAGGGAGCUGUUGCAGUUUGUAAAGGAGAAUGAUGCCAUAGCACAAGAAAUUUCAGACAGGGGACGCCAGUUCAUCACAGAGCACUUGCAGAUGGAGGAUGUCUCCUGCUACUGGGAGCGUCUGCUUUCUGAAUAUUCCCAAGCCUUGACUUAUGAAGUGAAAAGGAAGAAGAGCUACAGUGAGAUUGCUCCUGAACGGUGGAAAACAGAACUGUAGAGACUUCUCUGUUUCUUCUUUUUUUCCAGGCUUCUUCAACUCAGACUGAUCUCUCUGGAAAUCUGAAGAUCAGUGUAUCUUCUUUCUUGUUC